AAAUUUGUAAAAUCGAAAAAUCCAAUAUUUUCACAAAUAAUGUUGGCAAUAAAAAGAUAGGUUGACAAGACUGAUCUGCUCGAGUUUGUCGACUGCUAAUUAUGUUUUGACAAGUACACGUAGCUGUUACCUAAGUAUUAUCAAAACUCAUAUUUAUGUUUUUUAAUGCGAAGAGAAAUUCACGUAGAAAUUCUGAUAUUGUGAAAAAAAAGGAUAUCGAAAAAACGUCCCAAACAAAAUGUUAUUACAAGGCUCACCUAAUGGUUCUUCAUUCGACUACGUCAAAUAUGAAGAAGAAUGAGUUGGUUUGAUGCUACAGGAUUUGCCAAUUUGGCAAAAUCUGCUCUCAAAGAAGCUCAGAAAACUAUAGAUAAAGCUUUAGAUAUUAAAGAUGAAGAGGAGAAGGUAAUUCAAACUCAUACAGAUGAACCAUCAGACUUUUUUGCAACUUGGGAAUUAAAAAGCGACGAAGAAAACAAUUCACAAACUAAAGUAUUGAAUCAAAAACAACAGAAUACUAGCAGUAUAUGGGGAAGUUUCACAGGAUCAUUUUUUGAAAUUCCUAAAUUUGGAGAUAAAAGUACAUCAAGUAAUAUUAAACAUUCCAGAUCAUUACAAAGUACAUCUAUAGAAAAUGUAGAGAAAUGUCAGCUUACUCCAUCGACGUCUCUUCCUGGAAACUUAACUAGCGAAGAAGUUUCUGUUCUUUUGAAAGAGAGUGAAGAGUCACCUACAAAUAUUUCAAAAAUACCAUGUGAAAAACCUAAUGUUAAUGCAUCAAAGAAAUCUACAAAUGAAAUUCUGUUAGAAUCUAGUAAACAAGAUGAAAAGUAUUCGUCAGAAAAUACGAAUACUAUUAAAGUUGAAAUACAUGAAACACAAAAGGAUAUUAAUACGGUAAAAUGUAAUGUGAUAGAAAAUGACAUUACUCAAAAUUUAGACGAUGUUGUUAAUAAAAAAGAUAAUAAAAAAAAUAUCAGAGAAAAUGAAGUGGAAGAACAGAAAAAAGAAGUUAAUCAAGAAGAAUCGAAUGCAUGUAAUACAUUAAAUAGAAUAUCUAUCAUUUCUUCUGAUAGUGAUAAAAAGAGUUUAGAAAGUGUAGAAAUUCUUGGUUCUCAAUCAAACACAGAUUGUACUACAACUCCAGAAUCUGAUGCUAAUUCGGUUAGUGAUUCGAUAGGUCCAUGUGCUGUAGGUCUUAAAGUGAAUUCAGAAUCAGUAGAAAUAUUACCAGAUAGUCUGGUAACAUCUCCAAGUUCUGUAGAAAUUCUAGGAGAAUGGAAAAGUGAUAGUAGUCCUUAUUUAUCGCCUAUAGAACAAAAACAUUCUGAAUCGUCCUCUAUAUUAGAUAGGGAUGAUUCUACUACCCCUUGUGGAGACAAUAUUAAUAUGUGGGGAGAUGAAGGUAAUAUUAUCCAAAAAGACGUUUCAUCUUCUAAUAUAUCUCCAUAUUUAUCUAUGGAGAAAAAUAAAACAGAUCCUAAUAAUACUAGUAGUACAUCAUUACACGAUAAUUCUGUCACUUCUCAAACAAGUAAUAGUUUAUCUGUCAUAGACAGUAAUAAAGCUUCACCAGAAAGUGUUGAAAUAAUACCAGAUGUUGAUGAAUUGGAUGAAUUAAGUUUAGCUGAAGAUUCUUAUACCUCUGCAUCUGAAAGUACUGUGAUGACUAUUAUGGAAACAUUUCAACAAUAUGAUCAAACAAAACAAAAGCUGGAGUUUACUGGUAUGAAUGUUAAAAUGCAUGAAUCUUAUCAGGAAGGCAAACAAGUUUUACUAAAAUCUUCUAUGGAAUCACAAUUAAAUACAAGUCUUGAUUCUUUAAAAGAAAAACACAAUUUACAUUUACCAUUAGAACCUAUUACAACUCAACCAAUUCAUAAAUCAGAACAUCUAGAGUCUGUAAGCAAAAUAAUGGAAGUAGAUCCAUUUAGUCAAUUAACGAUAGAACCGCCAGAACUUGAAGGUGACAAUGAAAAUGAACAGUUGCAAAGAACAGAAUCAGUUGAAUGUAAUGAUCAAGUUUUAAUUUUAACAGAUUCUAGUUGCGAAGGAACGCUGAUUGAAAGUAGCUCUGAAGAUAAUGCAACAUUAGUUUCUUCUGCUGCUACUAAAGCUGUUGAAACCCAUUUAACUACUAGCUCCUAUGUAAAAACAAUGUUAGCAGAUGCAAUGGUAGAAAAGCAUGAAAUUAUAGAUGUACAGACUCACUCUACAGAUGCGCCACGUGAAAAUUCACCAAUCUCUUCAGAAAGUUUUAGUCGUUCUGAUUUGGUAAAAAUUGGAUCUGAUCAAACUAGUGGACAUACCAGCGGAGAUGAACUAGAAACUACAACAUCGAGUGAUAUUGAAGUAAUAUCCAGUCCUAAUGGAGAUUCAAGUUCUACUCAGUCAAGGCAAAGUCCAGCUAAAUUACAGAUAUCCAAAGGAAAUGAUCUGUUGACAAAAACUUUGAAGACAAGAGGUCAUUCCAGAGAACUUAGUGAAAUUAGUAUAGGCUCAGAUGAAACCAAUUUAGAAAUAGAAAAAUUAUUAAAACGUAUACAAGAAUUAACUGAAGUAUUAGAAGCGCGAGAAUCGAAAUUGAUUGAUGUUAGCAGAAUAAAUAUGGAAUUACACGAGCAAAACAAUAGUUUAAGGAAACAAUUGGAUAGUUUUGAAAAACGUGCAGAACAAAGUCAAAACUUAAAUCAAAUCACAGACGAGUAUACGCAACGUUUGUCAGCUUUGGAAAGAAAAUUUCAGCAAGCUAUAAGAGAAAGAGAUACUUUACGAAAAAAUCUAGAACAAUUGAAGCAAGAAGCAGCAACACGGUUGUCCUCCCAAGAAAUGUCUAGUAUCAAUGCAGAAAAGGAUGAAAUUAUUAAAGAGCUUAGAGAAGAAGGAGAGAAACUUAGUAAGCAACAAUUAUUGCAUAGCAAUAUAAUAAAAAAAUUGAGAGUUAAAGAAAAAGAAAAUGAUGCUCUUAUCAAACAUCAAAAAGAACUUAUUGAAGAACAAAAUUCAGAAUUGGAAAGAUUAAAACGAUCGUUACAUGCAAAGGAAGAAGUCGAACGAACACAAAUAGAAGCUGUGCAUACGUUGACAGCAAAAACAAAGAAACAAGAAAAGGAAAUUUUAACUUUACAAGAAAAAUUAGAUAAUGCAUUGCACAAAAUGGAUGCUUACAAAAAAAGUUUAGAAGCUGCAAAAUUGGACUUAACAGAAACAAAGAAGAAUUUAAUAGAUGCAGAACAGGAACUCAAACAAGCUGUAGACAAUGCCAGUGAAUCGUGUCAACUUUCUGCACAAGUAGAAGAGCUCAAAAUUAAGCUGCGCCAAACGGAAGAAGCAAAUGUUAAGAAAGAAGAGUUCCUUAAACAUGUGAAUAAUACCUUAUUGAAAAGAUUAGCAGAUGCAGAAGCAAGAAGUGAAGAAUUAUCUGAAUCUAUUUCAACAGCUACAAAACCAUUAUUAAGGCAAUUGGAACAAAUUCAAGCAAACUUGUUACACAAAACAAAUAUUUACAUGAAACAGGAAAAAGUACUUAAUGAAAAUAAUGCUGAGUUACAAACAAAAUUAGAAAAUAUACUAGAAAUAUAUCGUGGUUUGAACGAAGAAAAUAUAAAACUCAAAGCUAAAAUAUCUCAUUUAGAAUCAAAAAUGAAUGCUAAAAAUGUAGAGAAAGAACGAUUGGAAGAGCAAAAUAAAAAAUUAAUAGAAGAAAAUAAAACUCUUGCAGAAGAAAGUUUACGUCAUCAGCAAAGUGUGGAAAUGCUUCAACAGUCUCAUUCAAAUCAGAUCACUGAUCUCAAAAGAGAGAUAAAUGCAUUAGAAAAUAAAGUAGCUAUUGAACGUGCAGCUACAGAUGCAGAAAAAAGAAAAAAUCAUGCUAUAUUAGAACAACAACAAAAUAUCGACGACGAACUUAGACUUAGCCCUACUCUUAGUAUUGAGAGAGACUCUGUGAGUAGUGCAAGUAGCGUAUGGCCAGCUUUCAGCGAUUCAGUAUUUGAUAAUGGAUCAGGAAGGUUCCCUGCAGUUUAUGGCAAUCUUAGAGCAGGAUCCAAUAGUACAUCUGUGUUCGAAAACUUACAAGCACAAUUAAAGCAGCGAGAUGGUGAAAUACAACAACUUCAAUGGGAAUUAUCACGACGUAACAUUGAAAGAGAUGCGCUUAAUGCAGAAUUAUCUGUAUUAACUUUAAAAGUGGAAGAUUUAAGCAAUAAAAUUAUAGAAAUACAAGCUUUAAAUGAAAAUCUAAAUGAAAUACAGACUAGAUAUGACGCUCUAUUGCAAAUGUAUGGAGAAAAAGUGGAAGAAAAUCAAGAGCUACGAUUAGAUCUUGAAGACGUCAAGGAUAUGUAUAAAAGUCAAAUUGAUCACCUUCUUAAAAGGGAUACUUAAUCAAAAAUGUUUUUGAAUAAUAUAUAUAUAUAUAUAUAUAUAUAUAUAUAUAUAUAUAUAUAUAGACACACACGUACAUACAUAACUGUGCUGCCCAGAUAGAUUUAAACAGAAAAGAGAAAUUGUAUUUAAUAUGCCUUAUACACUUACAUUGAGUGUAUUGAAACCUAUGCAAUUUAAAUAAUUUCUCAAUUUCUAGAUGUUUGCAUACCAAAAGAUAUUUUAAGAUAAAAAUGUGCAAAUAAUACUGGACAGCAACGAAAUAUAUAAAUAUACAAUUAAGAAACUGAAUAACAGUAGUUAUUAAUAACAUAUAUAAAAAAAUAUAGGAAAAUCAUUUUAUAAGAAUCAAUGAAAGUCUCUUCUUAAAGAGUCGAUCAUAGAUUAUGAAAUUUAAUAACAGAAGUUUUUGUCAUAUAUUGUCUAUAAUCCUCCCAUAGCUGUUAUUUGACGCACUUAUUACAUGAUAGAAAUUUUCAUUUAUUAUUAUUAAUUUUUAUUCGCAUAUGUGUAUUAAAUGUAUAUUUAUAUGUAUGUACAUGAUAUUGUCUCUAUUUGAAAAAAAGAGAAUAGAGGAAUGAGGACAUGGGAAUAUAUUAUGUUUGAAUAUUAUAGUGUACAAUUUGAAUUACAAUGAAAUUUAUUCAAACUCAUAUUCGUCUGUCCUACCUUCUGUUACCAUACUGAUUACAAUGAAAUUUUAUUGCAUAAUCAAAUUUGGAAUUGCAUUAGUGUACAAACAUAAAACUAAAUAUACUUCAUUAUAUAAUGA
Messenger RNA from Vespula pensylvanica (western yellowjacket), 5158 nucleotides. RefSeq names its product TATA element modulatory factor-like (gene Tmf). The coding region runs from base 298 to 4386 and encodes 1362 amino acids. Gene Ontology annotation, cellular component: endoplasmic reticulum; Golgi apparatus. Lineage: Eukaryota; Metazoa; Arthropoda; Insecta; Hymenoptera; Vespidae. The transcript has 11 exons. The record is from RefSeq and is a predicted model, not a curated record.